AUGAAAAUGCAAAGCUAGCUAUAGGGCGCAUCAAGUUCCUUACCUUUGCAAGCAACUAUGAUAAGAGAGGUCUUGUCUUCUGGAAGAUGAUGGAAUGGAACCAAGGGUAGGUAGAAUUUAAAUAGUGGAAUUGCCUUUAUCCACAUCAUGUGGCAAUUUUGUCAAAUUUGGGGCUAGACUCGUUGGUAGUGGAUCGUUACAGCUAUGGAGGAAUCGUCGUCGGACCAGCACAUAUCGGGCCUCGCCGUGCUCGACUACAUUGGGUUCAAGCUCACGUCCGCGACACCCGAGGGCGUCCACGGCACCUUCGUCGUCUCCCGCAACUCGUGCCAGCCGUUUGGCGUGCUGCACGGCGGCGUCUCGGCCUUCAUUGCCGAGGCCGUGGCGAGCAUGGGUGCCCAGAUUGCUUCCAAGUGGGAGCGCGUCGCGGGAAUCGAGCUCAACAUCAACCACCUGCGGGCGGUACCCCUGGGCCACCGGGUGACCGUCGACGCACUACCCCUUCUCGUCGGACGCCGGAUACAGGUCUGGGAGGUAAAACUAUGGGCGCCACCGGCUUCUUCUUCUUCUUCUCCUUCGGAUUCUUCUUCUGAUCCUUCCUCCACCAAUUCCUCAGUCAUUGCGGUUUCCAGAGUGACGCUUGUGGUCGGUCUCCCAAACGCUUCCAAAGGGGCUCACUUCAAGGACGUUGUGGCGGCCAGAGCCAAGCUGUGAAGAAGCUAUGCCCAACUAGGCAUAGAAUGUCGAUAGUGACGACAACAAUGACGAACGAAAACGCUUAUAGUUACCUCCAGGGGCUAAACGUCGUCUUGGACGUGGUACAUGGA
Molecule: messenger RNA, 827 nt
Organism: Selaginella moellendorffii
Lineage: Eukaryota; Viridiplantae; Streptophyta; Lycopodiopsida; Selaginellales; Selaginellaceae
Product: 1,4-dihydroxy-2-naphthoyl-CoA thioesterase 1
Exons: 3
Coding region: 205-714 (169 amino acids)
Biological process (GO): phylloquinone biosynthetic process
Cellular component (GO): peroxisome
Molecular function (GO): 1,4-dihydroxy-2-naphthoyl-CoA thioesterase activity
Source: RefSeq, a predicted model, not a curated record